AUGAGCGCAAUAAAUGAAGGGCGUUCCAACGUGGAGGUGGAGAAUAGGAUGAAAAAUGGUUGCAUUGCGCGUGCUUUCGAGCAUCAACCAGAGACCAUAACGAUCCAGGAAGCUGUCAAAGUUCUAUUGCAAGGUCUCGGUGAGGAUAUCAACCGUGAAGGCAUUAAAAAAACACCUUUCCGUGUUGCCAAGGCUCUUCGAGAAGGAACCAGAGGUUAUAAACAAAAAGUGAAGGACUUUGUGGAGAGUGCUCUGUUUCCAGAGACGGGAUUGGAUGAUGGGCAAGCAGGAGGAGUGGGAGGUCUUGUUGUCGUCCGAGAUCUCGAUCACUACUCUUACUGUGAGUCUUGCUUGCUUCCUUUUCGAGUGAAGUGUCAUAUAGGAUAUGUUCCUUCGGGGCAACGUGUUCUUGGACUAAGCAAGUUCUCUAGAGUCGCCGAUGUUUUUGCAAAGCGGCUUCAAGAGCCUCAGCGUUUAGCUGAUGAUAUAUGUUCGUCUCUCCAACGUUGUGUCAAACCUUCUGGAGUCGCUGUUGUCCUCCAAUGCUCGCAUAUUCAUUUCCCGAGUUUAGACGUUGAGUUUUCCGAAUCUAGCCAUUGUGGUUCUGUGGAGUUAACGGUUACUUCGGGUUCAGGGGAUUUUGAGGAUGAAAGUUCGGAUCUUUGGUGUGAGUUUCUUAGUCUUUUGAAGUUUAAAGGCGUGAGAUUGCAUGGACACAGCUCUGUGAAAGACUGGUGUCCGAUUGUUAUUGAAAGCUCAUCCAAAGCUUCACGCGUAGAUUCAGAAAUGGUUUCUUCUGUAGUCUCCAUUUUGAAGUCUUUAGGAGAAGAUCCAUCAAGGAAAGAACUAAUCGCCACUCCGAUCCGGUUUUUGAAAUGGAUGAUGAAGUUUGAGAACGCUAACUUGGAGAUGAAACUGAACAGAUUUGAGUACAAAGUGAAGGAGAGAAGAAUGAGUUGUGAGAUGAAUAUCCGGUUUUGGUCAAUGUGUGAGCAUCAUUUGCUUCCUUUCUAUGGUGUUGUGCAUAUUGGCUACUUCUGUGCUGAUGAUGGAUCCGAACACAUUGGAAGGUCACUAGUGGAGUCGAUUGUACAGUUUAAUGGGUUUAAGCUCCAAGUGCAAGAGAGGAUGACUCGGCAAAUCGCAGAGACAUUGUCGCCGCAAGUUGGAGGCGAUAUCAUCGUGGUGGCAGAAGCUGAGCAUACUUGUAUGAUCUCUAGGGGAAUUGAGAAGUUUGGAAGUAGCACAGCUACAAUUGCGGUCUUAGGUCGGUUUUCUAGUGACCUUUCUGCAAGAAGUAAGUUCCUUGAGAGCAUUCAUAAAACACAGUAG
Molecule: messenger RNA, 1332 nt
Organism: Microthlaspi erraticum
Lineage: Eukaryota; Viridiplantae; Streptophyta; Magnoliopsida; Brassicales; Brassicaceae
Source: the annotation of a GenBank genome assembly